GGAAAGGCGGCUGUAGGGCAGCAGUCCAGAACAGGCUCAAGGAAUGCGAGUGUGCCUGUUACCAUGAUGAAGAGAAAGGCUGCACACAAGAAUCACAGGAGCAGACCACCUUCCCAACCUCGGAGGAGCAUCGUGGGCUGCAGAAUUCAGCACGGAUGGAAAGAUGGAGAUGAACCACUAACACAGUGGAAGAGAACUGUUCUGGAUCAGGUACCUGCAAACCCCUCUCUGUAUCUUAUCAAAUAUGAUGGAUUUGACUGUGUUUAUGGAUUAGAACUGCACAGAGAGAGAGUGUCAUCACUUGAAGUCUUUCCUAAUAGGGUUUCAUCAUCUAGAAUCCGUGGUACAUACUUAACAGACAUUAUUAUUAGCAAAGCAGUGGAACAUAUUUUUUAGACAGAGGAAGGCUCCAAAAAUGAAUGGAGUGGGAUGGUCUUAGCUCAGGCAUCUGUCAUGAAAACAUGGUUUUACAUUACCUAUGAGAAGGAUCCCAUAUUAUAUAUGUACCAGCUAUUAGAUGAUUAUAAAGAUGGUGACCUACGUAUCCUUCCUGAUUCCAAUGAUUCCUCUCCUGCAGAGAGGGAGCCAGAAGUCAUAGACAGCAUAGUUGGCAAACAGGUGGAAUAUGCCAAAGACAAUGGCUCCAAGAGAACUGGAAUGGUCAUUCAUCAGGUAGAAGCAAAACCUUCUGUGUAUUUCAUCCAAUUUGGUGAUGAUUUCCAUAUCUAUAUCUAUGAUUUGGUACAAACCUAA
Phyllostomus hastatus (greater spear-nosed bat) is the source of this 753-nucleotide messenger RNA. Its product is annotated as spindlin-3-like. The record is from RefSeq and is a predicted model, not a curated record. Gene Ontology annotation, cellular component: cytosol; nucleoplasm. Gene Ontology annotation, biological process: regulation of DNA-templated transcription; gamete generation. Lineage: Eukaryota; Metazoa; Chordata; Mammalia; Chiroptera; Phyllostomidae.